Acanthisitta chloris (rifleman) is the source of this 590-nucleotide messenger RNA. It is a transcript of the gene EEF1E1, whose product is annotated as eukaryotic translation elongation factor 1 epsilon 1. The transcript has 3 exons. The record is from RefSeq and is a predicted model, not a curated record. Gene Ontology annotation, cellular component: cytoplasm; aminoacyl-tRNA synthetase multienzyme complex; nucleus. Bases 42 to 434 code for a protein of 130 amino acids. NCBI's taxonomy places the organism in Eukaryota, Metazoa, Chordata, Aves, Passeriformes, Acanthisittidae. Gene Ontology annotation, biological process: positive regulation of DNA damage response, signal transduction by p53 class mediator.
CUGUUCUUCAGACCAACAAUGGUCCUGGUUUGACAGGGUUGAUGACCAUCGCUGCCCACUUGGUCAAGCAGGCCAAGAAGGACCAACUGCUGGGAAGCACUGCCGAGGAGAAAGCUGUUGUUCAGCAGUGGUUAGAAUAUAGAGUGACUCGAGUAAAUGGAAGCUCCAGUAAGGAAGAUACUAGAACAGUUCUGAAGGAUCUUAACAUGCACCUUGAAGAUAAAGUCUACCUGGCAGGAAACAUUUUCACCUUAGCAGACAUUUUGAUGUACUAUGGAUUGCAUCAUAUCAUGGUGGACCUCACAGUGCAAGAAAAGGAGAAGUACCUCAAUGUGUCUCGUUGGUUCAGCCACAUUCAGCACUACCCUGGUGUCCGGCAACAUCUGUCCAAUGUCGUCUUUAUCAAGAACAGAUUAUACACUAAUGCUCAUUAAGGAAAAUCUAAAUGUUGUGUUGGAAGGAGGUUUGGGAAUUUAGAAGUUAUACUGUCCAAAGCCACUAACUUGAAAACAUUGUUUUGUAACCAUCCGUAUGUGAACCAAAACUGUUAAUGCCUCAAAUAAUACAAUUGCAUUGAAUUGCUGCUGUUC